UAUUCGUUCAAUUUCAAUAACUGCCUAUCCUCCAGGCAGCCAACCAUCAAAUCAGCUGAGACUAAGUACAAUAUUACAGGGCUAGUCAUUCUUUCUCAGCCCAAACUACUUCAUGCGAUUGUUGUUGUGGGGGAAAUAGAAGAGAAGAGAAAAUGGAUAGAAACGGGACAUCAGCCGAGAAAAAAAUAAUGCAUGUCAAUGCAACCAAGAAAUACAAAACCAGAUUUUCAAGGCCUGGCAAAAGGGCGGCAGGAUUGGGGCCAUCCUAAUCUCCCAAGGGAGAAGGUUCCCCGAGGGCAGAGACCUCGUGCACACAGAUAGAUUCACAGUUACAUGAAGCAGCUAUGUCGCUUUUUCCCUAACUGCCCUCAUUCAUGGCUGCCCCGUCACUUCUGCCGCCGCCGCUGCUAUUCUCACGUUGUCCGCCUAUUCUUAUCCGGAGAGACACGCCCUUCGCGUACGAAUUCACGGAGUCAGGGACUGGAAGAAAGUCUCUCCGCUGAUCCUUCGGAGCGCCGCCGGGCAGCUGCGAGCAGAAAAGAGCGGCUGCCCGGUCCCCCCUUCCUAGCUGCCAGUCAGAGGGCGCCGCCGGAAAACAAGGCCGGCCUUGCCCGCCCUUCCUUCAUGUCGCCACCGCCGCCGCAACCGCCGGUCUUCUUCGAGCGGGAGCUGCCCCGGCGGGACGGCUCCGGGAUCCUCCGGCUGACGCAGCGUUCGGCCGGCGGGACGGGCUCGGUGGUGUGGGACGCCGCGCUGGUGCUGGCCCGCUUCCUGGAGAAGAGCGCGGCGCAAACAGGGCAAGGCACGGAGCAGAGCGGCGGAAGCCCGGUGGGCCUUCUCCGCCACAAGGCCGCGCUCGAAUUGGGAGCCGGCACCGGCCUCGUCGGCCUCGUGGCCGCCAGCCUCGGAGCAAACGUUACUGUUACUGAUCUGGAGGAAGUUCAGGAUUUAUUAAAAGUGAACAUUGAGAAUAAUCAACAUCUAGUGUCAGGUUCUAUUCAAGCCAAGGUACUGAAAUGGGGGGAGGAUGUGACAGAUUUUCUUCCUGCGCCUGAUUUCAUAUUGAUGGCAGAUUGCAUCUACUACGAAGAGUCAUUGGAACCAUUGGUUAAGACCCUGAGGGACUUGGCUGGCUUGGAUACUUUCAUCCUUUGCUGUUACGAAGAAAGGACUGUGGGACAAAACCCAGAAGUAGAGAAAAAGUACUUUGAGCUUCUUCAAAGGGACUUUGAGUUGCAGAAGGUUCCCUUGGGUGAACAUGAUGAAGAAUAUCGGAGUGAAGACAUUCAUAUCUUUAUCAUGCAAAAGAAAAAAAUGUUCCAGGUCACACUGAGACCAGAAGAUGAAAAAGUUAAAGCAUAAAGUCAAGUUCAGCUCCAGAAUACAUUAAUGUAGUGUUCUUGGCAACAAUAUGGAAAUGAUUUGCCACACAAGGUUCUUCCAUUUCUCAACCACUCCUACCGCACAGGUAUUCCUUGAAGGUCUUCAUGCAAGACGUUGGCAGUACACAAACAAAAAAAAAUAACCUGACUCUUUUCUGCUCCAAAGCUAAAGGCAGCCAGGUACUGCCUGCCACUGCUGAGAACCUGCAACGCAGGGCGUGAGAAUUAACUUAUUUUUGGGAUAGCCAACUUCUCCAAAGCCAGAAGGAGGCAGUAUAAGAUAGGAGACUUACUCUAGCCUUCUCUCAGACUAGCACAUAAAUUUUCCAGAGAAAUGUGUAUAUCCAGUGCUUUACAACGGUUUAUAGUUCACAUCUACCACAAUAAAUUACAUGCUCAAUAGCAUUCUAGCAAUUGUGUUGUAGCUGUCAACAGUGUUCACAAUCACAAGACAGCGGGCAAAGAAGGAAUAAGUAUUAAAACUACUUGUGGUGAUUGUGGUGUAAGGAUCUUUUUCAGAGCCAUUGUCAGAGCUGUUUCUGUAUUUUAGUUUUUUGUUUUUUUAGAUAGUCUUCUAUACAUAAAACCUGAAUCCACAAAUUGUAUUAAGCUAUGGUUUGUUAAACGAGAGUGUCCUAGCUGGCAUAUCUAAAGACAUAAAACACUUCAAAAAAGAUAAUAGUUGCCAAGUUCAACAAAGCCAAUUUGGUUUAAUGAUUCAGACAUCAGGCUAGAAACUGGGAAACUGAUUUUAGUCCUGCUUUAGGUCCAAAUGCAGCUGGAUGACCUUGGACCAUCACUCUCUCUCAGCCCUAGGAAGAAAGAGGCAAGGACAAGCUGCUUCUAAACUCUUAUCAAGAAAACUGCAGAGACUAGUCCAGGCAGCCACCUGGACUCAACACUCACACAAAGGGGAGGGGGGGAGCCAUGAAUCAUAGUUUAUGAAACACAAUAGUUGCCAAGUUCAAGACAGCUAGAAAAUAAAAAUAAAAAACAUUGCGCAAACUUGUUACAGUUCUGCAGAAGUGAUUACGACAACAUAGGGACUGAUGAAGAUAGACCUAUUAAAAUUCAUAAAGUAAUAUGACUAGAAUCAUACUAAACUAUAAUGUAGAUAAGAUAUAGAUCUGAUCAGAGUAAAUUAAAGGAGUGAAAUAUGAAUUACAUUUUAUUUAGGUUUUGCCCUUUUCACCACUUUGUUAUGUAUGGACUUAUUAUUGCCUUUUAUUUUGCAUUUUGAUAUUGCCUCACAGCCAAUCAAAUAAUAAUCCCCCAGCGAGGCACUACCUUGAUGUGGUUAUGGGGCUACAAGGAAAAUAAUAACUACUUCAGAAGUUCAAUCAUAAUGGACAUGUCUCACCAGAGAAGUCAGAUGAAGAGUGUGUCUGCAAUAAAUAAUAUGAUGGGAUAUAACUUACAGAAACUAUAUACUGGAUCAGUCACCAUCAAGUCAACAAGGACCGUGCAAAGCGUUGGAGUUCCUGGAAAUUGGUGACAAUUUGGCUAAACAGCUCAGGCCUAUUGGCUAAGUAAACAGGGCCCGCAGCUGCAGAACUACUGGAAGAAAAGUUACCUACCUGUCCCAGAGUAUACAAACACUGAAAACAAAGAAAUAAUAAUCUGAUAUUCCAAAUCAGGUCCAGUGAGAAGAGGCUAUCUGCAAAGAAUAUGCCAGUUUUGAAAGGAAAAUCCAAAAUCAGGAAUAAUAGAAAAAAUCUAGCAGAUCAACCUCGAUUUAUAAUAUGAAAUAAAUUCACAGUAUUUACAGAAGCAGAAUUGAAAGAAUUGCAAGGGUCUACCCAGGUCAAAGAAAUCAAAGCCUUGCCAGAAGUCCUCAUAAUAUUUUCACUUAGCACUUUGUGUUUUUCAACUUUUUCUCAAGCAAUUAAUUCAAAGGACACCAUAUUGAAGAACUCUGGUCUAAAAUGUGUUGAUUCUCACUUGGAAUCCUUCCACUGUUAGAGAGCUGAUCCAGGGAAACAUAUUCCCAGGAAUUCAGGACUGAUGUCACAAAAGACAAGAGAGCUUUUUCAAGCUUGACUGCUGUCCUGGUGGACACAAGGAUUUUAAACCAGUUUGAGUAUAUUCUUGCAGCUCUUUGUUCCUGCUAAAUUGAAAAAUCAAAGAACAUACGGUAUGUGAUGGGUUGACAAUCCUGUUGGCAGAUUUAUAUCUCCCAUUACCCCUUCUUGUGCUAUCUAUAAUUAGAUUAUUGUAGCACCUUAAAUAAUUAUUCUCUUGUGAACUGGACAGUUUGUGUGACCUUUUUAAUAUAAAAUGUGCUUGGUUUCAAGGAGCUACAAGAAUUGUUACUGUUUUUCUUGCACAGAGUUAAACACAACCAUCUGGAAAUAAGUCAAGUCUGCUGGGUUUAAGACUGAUUUUUAAAAUGUCUGCCACACUUUGGUGUCAAAAGCCUCUCCAUUCUUAUACUCUUGGUGAGGCACAAGAUAAAUUUAGUUCUUAACAGAGGGCAAUUUUUCAAUAUUGUGGGUAAAUCAUACAGGAAGUCCUUGACUUAUAACCACAACUGAGCCCAAAAUUUCCACUGCUAAGCAAUGCAGUUGCUGAGUGAGUUUUGCUCCAUUUUAUGAUCUUUUCUAACAGUUGCUAAGUGAAUCAUGUGGUGGUUAAAUAAAUCUGGAUUUCCCCAUUGACUUUGCUUGUCAGAAAUCAGCUGAGAAGGUUACAAAUGAUUGCCACAUGGCCCCAGGACAAUGCAAUAAACAUACCAUUUGUCUAGCACCUAAAUUUUGAUCAUGUGAGCAUGGGAAUGUUGCAAUGGUCAUAAGCAUGAAAAAUGGUCAUAAGUCUCUUUUUCACUGCCAUUGUAAUUUUGAACGGUCACUAAAUAAAUGGUUGUAAGUCGA
This is a messenger RNA of Pantherophis guttatus, 4252 nucleotides long. RefSeq names its product valosin containing protein lysine methyltransferase (gene VCPKMT). The record is from RefSeq and is a predicted model, not a curated record. Gene Ontology annotation, biological process: peptidyl-lysine trimethylation. NCBI's taxonomy places the organism in Eukaryota, Metazoa, Chordata, Lepidosauria, Squamata, Colubridae. Gene Ontology annotation, cellular component: protein-containing complex; cytosol.